UGUGGCAACAUAGACUAUACUGAGUCGCACCAGCAGCACUGCUGUGGUCGCUAAAAUGGGCUGAGAGCCGCAGAGGAGAAAUCGAACUACACGUACACACCGACGCUCGCUGGGUGUACAAAAGCAAGACGACUUUUUCUCAGUUCCACGUGCUCCUGCUCUUUUCUGACCCGUCUUCACUCCUGGCCGCUGCAGGCCAAGGAAUGUCCCGGCAUCGCGAUGCCUUACGUGGACCGUCAGAACAGGAUCUGUGGGUUCCUGGACAUCGAGGAAAUGGAGAGCAGUGGCAAAUUCCUGCGACGUUACUUCAUACUGGACACACAGCAGGGAAGCUUGGUGUGGUUCAUGGACAAUCCACAGAACCUGCCUGUUGGUGCAGAUUGUGUUGGCUCCCUCAAACUCACGUACAUUUCUAAGGUCAGCGAUGCCACUAAGCUGAGGCCAAAGGCAGAAUUUUGUUUUGUCAUCAAUGCAGGGAUGAGGAAAUUCUUCCUGCAAGCCAACGACCAGCAGGAUCUUGUGGAGUGGGUCAACGCUCUCAAUAAUGCCACGAAGAUAACUGUUCCAAAGUUGUCUGAUGGCCAGCAGAAUUUAGAGAGUCAGAAGGCUUUAUCAGAUGUCACAGGACCCAAAAAGCAAGUGUCUUAUAAAACAGAGAUCAUAGGUGGUGUCCCCAUCGUCACCCAGACACAGCACGAAGGCGGUGAUGGUACAGAGAGAGCAGGGGGUGAAGCUUUGCACCGUUCCCACAGUCAUCUCCCGUACUUUCUAAGCAGGCCGGCUCAGGGGCACACCGUCAUCAAGUCUGGUUACUGCGUCAAACAGGGAGCUGUGAUGAGAAACUGGAAACGGCGGUAUUUCCUUCUGGAAGAAAAUGCGAUGAGUUACUUCAAGUCAGAUUUGGAAAAAGAACCUCUGAGAAUGAUCCCACUAAAGGAAGUUCACAAAGUUCAGGAGUGUAAACAAAGAAGUGACAUUAUGAUGAGAGACAAUCUGUUUGAAGUCGUCACCACAACUAGGACCUUUUACAUUCAGGCGGACAGUCCAGAGGAGAUGCACAACUGGAUAAAAGCUGUGUCUGGGGCCAUUGUGGCCCAGCGGGGGCCAGGGAGGUCUGCAGCCACAGAACACGGCGGCCGUUCCCCUUUCUACCGCGGUCACGCGAGUCCCACCGUCCCUUGCUCGCCCGUGUCUGCCGUGCCACCAUGCUACCCAGACUGGGGGGCAGCUGUCACGAGCAGCACACGCUCGCAGCCUGGCGUGGGACAGCGAGCACUUCAUGAGCCUGUUGCCACGACCCAGUCAUGGCCAUGUGCCACCACGCCUGUCCCUGCAGGAGACGCGCCUGGCAAAGUGACGUGCGUCUCACCUGUGACCACUACCACCAUCACCUUCCCCCAGGAUUCACUUUGGCGACGUCGGAGCAGCUUUAACCCCCACGUGCCUGAACCGUCCCCAAAUCUGGAUGAUGCCGACCUGCCAGUGAGCGAGGUGUAAGCCGAUGACUCAGACUCAGUUUCCAUAGUGGCAUCGUUCAGGAGGGAGGCGUGCACGCCAGAUGUUGCAGUGGCGCACGAUGUCACAAAUCCACUGUUUGAGAUCCUCCCCUUGAAAAUCCCGUUAAGCAAAAAGGUGCGUGACCAUUGAGCCACACUUGUGUGUGCCAAAGACGACCCGGAUUUCACCUGCUGCUCUCCCCGUGUCUGUAUUUAAAAUGUAUUUAUUUCCUCAAAGUUGUUGAUGCCAGACAAAAAGUAGUUUACCUGCUCUGUGAGGUAACUAGGCGGCUUUAUUUUAACCAGCAUCAGCACCACAUUGUGCUAGUCUGUUUGUGGGACUCAGAUUUUCUUUUUUUUUGUUUGUUUUUCAAACCACGAUGUGUUAAACUCAGUAAGGGAGGUUUUUAAGGGUACAAGCUGUUUCCUAGUUAGUUGAAAGGAGUGCUCAAACUCAGGACUGGCUUUUCCUCACCACUCUAAUCUUUACUAAAAUUUGAACUUCUUACUAUUAAAGCACUGGGUUUUUUUGUUGUCCAGUGUCAAGGAUAUAGGUAAAAUGAAAACUGUAUUCCAGCGGAAGUUGCUGUUUCAUUGAUGGAUGAAGCAAAAAUAUCUGUAUGUAAAGUUUCUCUGC
Thalassophryne amazonica is the source of this 2133-nucleotide messenger RNA. Its product is annotated as pleckstrin homology domain-containing family A member 1-like. Bases 220 to 1497 code for a protein of 425 amino acids. The record is from RefSeq and is a predicted model, not a curated record. The transcript is spliced from 12 exons. Gene Ontology annotation, cellular component: cytoplasm; membrane. Gene Ontology annotation, molecular function: PDZ domain binding. NCBI's taxonomy places the organism in Eukaryota, Metazoa, Chordata, Actinopteri, Batrachoidiformes, Batrachoididae.